ACAGUUUUCCCCACUCUUCCACCGUAGACCAUCAUCCAACCCACCUCCUCCACAGUGCGGUACGGAGCCUAUAGGCUGCUGCUGUUAUUCGUCUGCUGGGGCUGCAAGUCAAAGGAUUUCACUUCUUCUCCUGCUCCACGUAUUCUCCUGGAUUUACAGCUCGAUUCCAAACCAUCUGUUUUUUUUUUUUUUAACACUUUUCAAAUCUCAUUUGUAGUUUGCUGUCGAGAAAUAAUAUCCCUCCCCCUCCUCUCUCUCUCUCUCUUUUUGGGUUGCAUUUAUUUGGUCUUUCUUUUCCGUAAAGCGACCCAGCGUGAUUUCCACUUUCAGUCAGUGUGGCAAGUGUGACGCUGUCUUGUUGCGCUAUUUGCUAAAUCAGGAGAACUUUUUCUUCUUCCUCUGCUGGCUUCAAUUCGAGUUAUCCCCCGGGUUUGUCUUUUUCUGAGUUUGCUUUUUUUUUUGUUGGACUUGGGACAAAAACAGUUGCCACCAUGCACAAGCUCUACAUUGGGAAUCUAAGCGACAGCGUGACCGCCGAGGACUUGGGGAAAACCUUCGAUGAGCACAAGAUCCAAUACUCCGGACAGUUCCUCAUGAAAACCGGCUACGCGUUUGUGGACUGUCCGGACGACCAGUGGGCCAUGAAGGCGAUCGAGACGUUUUCUGGUAAAGUGGAACUUCAGGGGAAGCGCAUCGAGGUCGAGCACUCCGUCCCCAAGAAGCAAAGGACUAGAAAACUGCAGAUCAGAAACAUUCCACCUCAUCUACAGUGGGAGGUGCUGGAUGGUCUGUUGGCCCAGUGUGGAACUGUAGAGAACUGUGAACAAGUGAACACAGACAGUGAGACUGCAGUGGUUAAUGUCACAUACGCAUCCCGGGAGCACGCCAGGCAAGCCAUCCAGAAGCUGAAUGGAUACCAGUUUGAGAACAACGCCCUGCGUGUCUCUUACAUCCCGGAUGAGAUCUCCGAGCUGGAAGGAGGACAGCGGGGGCCCGACAACGGCCGGCGCCCUGGCUAUGGGUCUCGUGGGCCCCGUGGUGGGUCCCCGAGCUCCGGGAUGCCCAAUAAAACUCUGCAUGCUGACAUCCCUCUGAGGCUGCUGGUGCCCACACAGUAUGUCGGAGCCAUCAUUGGCAAGGAGGGCGCUACCAUUCGCAACAUCACCAAACAGACACAGAGCAAGAUUGACGUGCACCGUAAAGAGAACGCCGGUGCUGCGGAGAAACCAAUCAGCAUCCACUCCACCCCCGAGGGCUGCUCAUCCGCCUGCCGCAUGAUCCUGGACAUCAUGCACCAGGAGGCCAAAGACACCAAGACCGCUGACGAGGUUCCUCUGAAGAUUCUUGCUCACAACAAUUUUGUCGGACGCCUCAUUGGCAAGGAGGGACGCAACCUGAAGAAAGUCGAGCAGGACACUGACACCAAGAUCACCAUCUCCCCGCUGCAGGACCUGACGCUGUACAACAUGGAGAGAACCAUUACAGUUAUAGGUGAUACUGACGCCUCCUGUAAUGCUGAGGGGGAGAUCAUGAAGAAGGUCAGAGAGGCCUACGAGAAUGCGCGCCGCCAACAGACUCACCUGAUCCCUGGACUCAACCUGGGGGCUCUGGGCCUCUUCCCCUCUUCCUCCAACAUGCCCCCUCCUCCGCCUGGAAACUCUGGAUCUGGCUCCCCCUACAGCUGCUUUGGGUCUCCAGAGCAGGAGACGGUCCACGUAUACAUCCCAGCACAGGCAGUGGGGGCCAUCAUUGGAAAGAAGGGCCAGCACAUCAAACAGCUGAGCCGCUUCGCUGGGGCCUCCAUCAAGAUUGCUCCAGCUGAAACUUCAGAAUCCAAAGAGAGGAUGGUUAUUAUCACCGGACCCCCUGAGGCUCAGUUUAAGGCCCAGGGCAGACUCUACGGCAAACUGAAGGAGGAGAACUUCUUUGGGCCAAAGGAGGAGGUCAAACUGGAGACUCACAUCAAGAUGGCCGCAGCUGCUGCCGGAAGGGUCAUCGGGAAAGGGGGAAAGACAGUGAAUGAGCUGCAGAACCUGACAGCAGCUGAGGUGGUCGUCCCCAGGGAACAGACGCCAGACGAAAAUGACCAGGUCCUCGUAAAGAUCAAUGGACACUUCUACGCCAGCCAGUUGGCUCAGAGGAAGAUCCGGGACAUCCUGACCCAGGUCAAACAGCCACAGAAAGGCGGGAUGGGCUCCGGCCCUAAUCCACAGGGCUUCACAGAGAUGGGCAGUCCUACACAGGGGCUGACUCCAGACCACCAGCCGCGCAGGAAGUGAGGGUCCCCACAUCCUCCUCAAACACUGUGGGACACCCCUGCCUGACUGACAGACAGACAGACACAUGCACGGACGGACGGACGGAUAAGACGGACAGACGGAUACAGGAGAGCGACACACGGACCCAGCGAUAGACAGGGAGCGAUAUAAAGAGGGAGGGAGUACGCCCGAUAGCCAGAGAGGAAGAUAGGUGUUUUAGAGAGGAGGGAUGCAUAAAAUCAAAAGAUGAAAUGAAUAAAAAAGAGGAUUAAGAUUGAAAAGAAACUUGACAACAGAGACCAGAUGCCAGGCCAGAAAAGACACUGAUUGAAGAUGGAUGGAUAAAGGAAAGGAGGGAUGGAGAGAGGGACGGGUGGUGUCCUCCUAGUGUGUCUUGGUAGUACUACAGCCAGCUCCACUGAUCACGGAUCAGAUAGGUUUAAACAACAUGGGCAACAUUAUUCACCAUGUCAGGUGGAGCCCUGCUGCUGUGGUUUACACUUGUCCACUUGACUCAACAAAUCUAUGCUCUCCUGGGACACACUAGCAGGGGCCCAUUUGCCCCUCUGUCGCCCCCUACAGACCUCUCCAACCAUCUGCAGUCAGUCCUAUAUUUUAAGGGUGUUUUUUUUUUUUUUAACAUAGAGAUAUAUGUAUAGAAAUGUUUUAUUCAGAGCUAUUAUUGAUAAUAUGCAGUGAGGCGGAGCCGGGAGAGGGAGCUUGGAAACUGCUGCAGCGGCUCAGAGGGAUAGGUCACAGGCAGGGGGCUAGCCCCACCCACACCUAACCCCUGAGCCAAUGAGAGUGUGGAAGAGGGGCCGCAGAUGUUAACACUGCUCUUUAAAGACCUUUCUGAAUAGCGGAGAGAUUAGAAAAUAAAAAAGAAGGAAGAAAAUAUAAGGUUGUAAAUAGAUAAUCUUUCAAGUAAAUGUAAAGAAAUGCUGCGUCUGGCCGUCUUGCCUUUCUUUAAAAGGGGUCCUCAGUUUAUUUCCCAGUCCCUUGUCUAUGAAAUGUAGCAUCAUGUAGCCUACACCAAGGCUGGGGCUGGGCAGGCACUGAGCCCCCUCCUCCACAUUUAGCUGUGUGGCGGAAGGCGCAGCAAGAGACAGUAAGGGGAGCUGAGGUCGCAGCUGGUCCUGCAGUUCUAUUGCAGUGGCUUAGCUCACAUAUAUGAAACCAUUAAAAACAACUUUAUAAAAGCAGCCAGCAGCUAUGCUAGCUGGCUAGCGGCCCGCACCUUAAAUGGCAUAUUUUAUAUAUAUUGUAUAUAUAUGCUAUGUGAGUUAGCCCGGCCCCUCGGGUGAAUGUAUUGAAGGCAGGGAGUCAGGUGCGAGGUUUCGCCACACCUGUAUGAAAAAGUCCUGCAAUGACAGACAGACAAGAUGUGUCUGAGACUUUCUGCUCAUUGUCGUCCUCUAGCGCUGGACGCUCAAGGCCAGUCUUAGACAGGAUGGUUCUUAAGACGACCCCAUAUUUAAGGUCGACUUUGUGUCUGACCAACAUGGCCUCUCAUGUGUGGCCUGUGGUAGUAAAGCAACUCUGAGACUGACCUUAGCGCCAGAGCCCCAAAAAGAGGCGAAGUCUUCCAAAGCUCCUUGCCUUGAGCUCAGAGAAGGUAAAAUCUGAAGGGGAGCAGCUUCCUUGUUCUCUCUCCCAAUCUGCCGAAGGCCUGUGGGCGGAGCCUCCAGACCCUGCCUGCGUAUGAUAAUGAGGGGCGGGGUCUAUGCCUGGACGCUCUCCCCAAGAUUAAAACAGAUUAGAGAAGAAAUGAAAAAGAAUAAAACCUACCUCAGGGUAAAUUUACCUCAGUAUUCCUAACUUUUUUUUUUGCUUGCUGGUGUUUUAUAUAAGAAGAAAAAAGAAAAGAAGAGCUGAAAGUCCUGAAUAUUUUUAUUUUUUUAAGGAAGAAAUAUUUUUUUUUAGGUAUUGUCUUGUUGCUUUGGUUAUUUUUUCUGUUUUUUUUGUUGUGAUGCUGGUUGAAUGAGUUCAGGAUGACGAAGAGGCAGUGUUUUCUUUUUUAUUCAAAGGUGAGGGGAGACAAAGUGCAGAGAUGAAAUGGGUUGAGUGCCAUUUUGCCUUUUUUAGGUGAGAAAACAUGCUCUCUGUCUUCCUGAAGUGUGAUUGGAGCAGCUGUUGUCUGAAACAGAAAGUUGGCCAAUGGGGAGUGGUAUUAACUUGAGAGGGGGGUCCUAAAGUGCACACUGGGGUCUCUUGUCAUCUUUGGGAGGGGGUGUUACUAAUUUUUAUCGUGCAGAAUGACGUUCAGACAACCUCAUCCUCAGGUCGCAUUAAGUCACUGCGAGUCUCUGUUCUCGUGGCUCCCGGCCCAACCUGAAGGACCCUCUUCUCCUGCCUUAUUGUGAUGACAUCAUCAUGAAGCGCCAAACAUUAUGACAAGGCUUUAAAACAACAAUAAGGGGUUAGUCACCCUGAAAGAGGACAAGUGAGCUUUCAGCCAGAUUUCACCUCGUCUUUCUUUACCUUUCUCAUUGGGAGGUUGGGAACUUGUCAGAUAAGCAGUGGAUGGUCCAUCUACAGUGUAACUGCACAUGGAGACAAGAGAGGGCAUUACACAUACACACCUACUCACACACACCGGAACUAGCUCUGACUUCUCUGAAUGUGAAUAUUUAUUACCUGUGCACUGACCACGACACCUCAGAUGCUCCCUGUUGGCUACACGUGUGUAUGGUGCGUGUGUGUGCGUGUUUGUGUUCAUUGGUUUUAAAUGUUCAUUUUUGUCAAGGGAUGUGAUUGGGUGAGACUUAUAGAAAAAAAAAACAAAAAAAAAAGCAGAAAAAAGUAGGACAAGAACCUAUGGCCCGUCCGUCUGAGUUCCACCGGACCGAGGACGGAGAAAUCCAAGAACCUCUUAAAAAUGGGAGCAACAAAGAAAAGCAAGAGAGUUUGAACACAACAGUAACUCAGCUGAGUAAUAGAUGAAAACCUGUACAUAAAGAUGUUAAAAUCACAAUACUUUUUUGUAUUUUUGGAGAAAAAAAGCAUAAAAAAUCAUAAUGGGAAAAGCCGCUGAUAGAGGAAAGUUAAUGCGAAGCCAAGUCACUGAAGGACACUGCCAGAUAACUCACGGAUAACGCUCGGCAACAUACACCGCUACCCCUCAUCGGCUACCCAGACAGUUCACCAUCAAACAGGGCCAAGUCUAUUCUAUUGUGUCUAUGCUUCCAUUUUUGUCCAGAGGUGAGAACUGCACAGCUCAACGUGUUUGUCCUGUGUCAGGUUCCCACUUCUUUCCAAACCAUAGAGCUCUGUUCAUGACCACCAAGACAGUUAGGAUUCUUUAUUCAGCCCGCAACCAUUUGGAUUGGUUAGGAUUCAUGUGUUUUAUUUUAUUAUUAUUUUUUUGUUUGUUUUGACAAUACAGCAAGCUUUAUUUGGACGUGACAUCUGGGGACGUAUUGUUGCACUAAUUGAUGAAACAUGUCGACUACGUCAAAUCUAUGAAAAUGACUGAAAACCUCCUGCAACACCUGAUGCAGUUCGGUAAAGAAGAAGGUGGAGAGUUGAGGGGGGAGGAAAAGUGAGGCUAGGGGGAGUGGUGGGGGGGUGGCAGGGUGGUCAAAGGGUGCACCUUUCCCUCCCAUUCUCACCACAACUGAACGCCACCACCUUCUUCCCCGUUUAUUCUUCUUCUCCUCUCUUCUGUACUCUAGGGAGAAUAUUGAGAUGCUAUUUACUUUUAUUAAAGGAAAAAAAAAAAAUCAUUUCAUUUUUGGAGCGUGCGGGAACACCAGGGUCCCUCGCCCUCUCUCGCGCUGGUCUCCACCGUGUUCGUUUCGCUCACUUCUGUUCAAGACCUUUUUGAUUUCUUUUUUUAAACCACCAUUUUUUUUUCUUCUUCACUGUCGUUCGGACUAUUAUUUUAUUUUUUUUGAAAAUGAAAUUUAAAAUAGUUGAAUUUUAUUAUGUUUUUUUAUUUUAUUUUUGAAUGCACAAAUCUAUUAACAAAAGGCAGUUACUAAAUACGAAGGACUGCUAACAUGUAGUGCACUACACGACAGUAACUGUGCCAAACACACAGGAAGGGGCUCGGUCCAAAAUGCAGUACAGAGCCAUUCUAAGUAAAUAGUAACACUUGAACUUAAGGUCUUAAGACGACUUCAGUUGUGUUUCAGAAGGAAAUAUACUACAUUCAAAUGGUGGCAUCUCAUCUUGGAACUGAAAUCCUCUCAUCUUGUUUUUGUAUGUAUAGUAGAGACAGAAGAGAAAACAUGUGAGGGUUGUUGUGACAGUAAGAGAAACUACACGCAGACACCCACACAACUUGUGGCACUGAGAGCAGCCCACAUUAAUCUUAGCCUGCAUCCUGACAGGGACAGAAAUCGCAGAUCCUCCUCAGAUUUCAUCCCGUUUUCCUCCCCGCUGUGAGGAAAUCACAUCUGUAUCAUUUCUGGGCCCAAAAGUGUCCUGUCCUUUUUUUAAAUGCAAGUUGAGUGAUAUAUUAUUAAGUUCUAGUGGACAGUUUGGCAGUGUGAGGUGCCACACCAUUUCGAAAUGAAAAAUAAAUAAAAUAAAAAACUGCCACAUACUAAGAUUUAAGCAUCAAACUGGAUGAUUUGAUUCCAAGACUGUUGAGCACAUUUAUUAAAAUGUGCUGCUUAAUAUUUGUGCUGACCAUUUUCUAAAACAUAUCACACAGGAUAUCCUAAACAUCAGGUUUAGCUCAGACGGUUUUUCUAUUGAUUUCUCUACGAUAUAUGAAAAUCAACCAGACUGGAAACACUGUCACAUUGAGCAUGGCCCAAACGUGACCUCUUUAGGGGCCUUGGGCAAAAAUCUCUAUGUUGGGCCCCUGGUGGGCACAACUCCACCCUUGCUCCAGAGAGCUUGUGUUAGAAGAGUGGAGUCUGUAUUAUUUCCCAUUGACCAUCUAAAAUCUUUAAUAAUAUGGCAUGCUUUAGAACAUGAUCAGCAUCAGUGUAAAGUCAAUGCUGUGAAUGGGCAAAAAUCGCACUGGCAAUGUCCCCUAAUUGAAAGACUGGGGUCUUGAUAGUUCAGACUUUAGGGUUAACCAUCUUGCUUGUUUCUUGGUUGUGGCAGCAGAGCUUUGCUUUGCUUUAGAAUCUUUGCAGCAUGUAGCUCAGCCUCGACAGACGACAGUUUUCAAAAUCUCGUGAGGAGCAGUUUGCCAUAAAACAACGCAAACUCCCCCGUGACACGUAUCGCCCCCGUUCCUCUGCAGACAAGGGCCCCGAGUCUCGACAGAUCUGACCCGGCAGAGGGACACAAUACCGAGACGAGAUGGAAAAAACAACCUCUUGACACAUAACUAGGAACGCUACCUCAGAACAUAAGCAAACUCAGCUAGAAGAUUGUUUUCUUUUAUUUUCUUUAUUGCAAACGAGACAAGAGCAAACAGUCAGUCGGACGGACAGUCUCUGUUAGUCAUUUUUCUUUUUCUUUUUCCACUCUUUAAUUUAUUUUUCGGUAUUUGACAUUUUACUUCUCCAGCUAAGAGAUGGGACUGUAAAAAAAAAAGAGUUAAUUAAAUAAAAUGACAAAAAAAAAAAUACAACAAAUAAAAAAAAAAAUGACAAAAACCCCAAUAUGGACACAUAGUGGUGCAGGGUGGCGAGGGCGGCUGGGGCGAGGACUUUCUUCACGUGUCGGGUAGGAUUUAAGUAAACCCAUUGGUCCAGGUGUGGGCCAAUCAUGACGAGGUAUUAACAGUUUCUAUUUCACAAAUCUGCUGUUAAAAGCUGAUUCUAGUCGGUAACCUCACUUUGUAUCACAACUUAACACCACCGUUUUUUAUACCUGCCUCCGACUACUAAAAUUACCCACAAUCCUCCUUCAGCUCCGUCCCUCCCUGUGAUUUCACCUUCUGAAUCAAGGGGCACGACACCUGUAACCAUGUAAUUGUUUUGUUGAUCUACCUCUUAGGAAAAAAAAUAGGUAAAUGGUAAAAACUUUUUUUUGAAAAAGGACAAAAAUUAAAUAAAAAAACAAUAAAAAAAACUGUUGCUCGAAAGAAGUAUAGGUAAAUGAAUAACUGGGUAGCGGCAUCUCCAUAUACUGUAGUGGAUAGUCUAUUAAAGGAAAAAUCUUUUACUUCUUCCAAAGAUGAUUUUGUUUUCUUUCUUCAUUCUUAGUUGUUUUUGAAAGGAUUAUGAAAUGGAAUAAAAAAGUGACGGGGGGGGGGCGGGGGAGACAAAAGCUUACCAUCUGUUAAAAAAGUUCUUCCAACCUAAAUGAGAUUUCUUCAUCCAAUUUACAUUUUCUUUUCUUUAUUUCAUUAAACUUACACUUAAAAAAUAAAUCUCAAAUUAUCCUUCAUGUUUUAUUUCUAAUUUCUCUCUCUUUUAAUGACAGCAGAUUGUAUCCAUUAUGUUUGGGUGCAUUUAGCGUUUUCUUUCUCUCUGUGAAAAGCCUACAGUUAGAGCGCCCUGCGAGGACCUGCUACACUGAUCGAUGAUCUACUUUCACUUCUGAUGCGUUGUUUCAAAAAGCAAAAGGACCUGUUGUUUUCAGCUGACUGUGCCGCCGCUGCAUGUGGAAGGAGGGAGGCCUGCACUUCUCACGCUGCACAGAGCUGGAGUCUGACACUUUGAAUCGGAUCAUCUGGCCUCUGCCUCGAAACUGAAAAAUCUAAAUCUCCAUGAGCUCCAACGUGCAGCCGUGCGGAGACUCUUGCAUGUCCCAGUGACUUCAGGUGCAAUGUGAGAGGUGCCGAGUCUCCCUCCUUUCACCAGGCGGCACCCUCGGUCUUCACUGUAUAUGGACUUUCACCUUCUGCCUGCCUGAUUCCUUUAGUCCUCAUCAACACCUGUUUUAAACUCCUUGUAAACAAAACAGAGCAUAGAUAUGAAUGUGUUAUUAAAAGAUGAGAAAACGGA
Molecule: messenger RNA, 9115 nt
Organism: Hippoglossus stenolepis (Pacific halibut)
Lineage: Eukaryota; Metazoa; Chordata; Actinopteri; Pleuronectiformes; Pleuronectidae
Gene: igf2bp1
Product: insulin-like growth factor 2 mRNA binding protein 1
Exons: 15
Coding region: 492-2279 (595 amino acids)
Biological process (GO): nervous system development; regulation of gene expression
Cellular component (GO): cytosol; cytoplasm; nucleus
Molecular function (GO): mRNA 3'-UTR binding
Source: RefSeq, a predicted model, not a curated record